Molecule: messenger RNA, 2748 nt
Organism: Grosmannia clavigera kw1407
Lineage: Eukaryota; Fungi; Ascomycota; Sordariomycetes; Ophiostomatales; Ophiostomataceae
Product: vacuolar sorting protein 35
Exons: 4
Coding region: 1-2748 (915 amino acids)
Biological process (GO): intracellular protein transport; retrograde transport, endosome to Golgi
Cellular component (GO): late endosome; retromer complex; retromer, cargo-selective complex
Source: RefSeq, a predicted model, not a curated record
AUGGCGGCACCCAUAACUCCUGAAGACCAGGCGAGGCUCCUUGAGGAUGCUCUCAUCGCCGUGCGGCAACAGACGGUUUUGAUGCGAAAGUGUUUGGACACACCUGGAAAACUAAUGGACGCCCUGAAAUGCUGCUCAACACUCGUCUCUGAGCUGCGGACGAGCAGCCUCGGCCCCAAGCAGUACUACGAGCUCUACAUGUCCGUUUUCGAUGCCCUGAGAUACCUCUCCGUUCACCUGCGCGAGAACCACCCGGUCAAUCACCUGGCCGAUCUUUACGAACUCGUGCAGUAUGCAGGAAACAUCAUCCCCCGCCUCUAUCUAAUGGUCACGGUCGGCACAGCCUACAUGAGCAUCGAGGGCGCGCCGGUAAAGGAGCUGAUGAAAGACAUGAUGGACAUGAGUCGAGGCGUCCAGCAUCCGGUACGGGGCCUCUUCCUGCGAUACUACCUUUCGGGCCAAGCGCGCGACUCCCUGCCGAUGAGCGACGGCGAUGGCCCGGAGGGAAACUUGCAGGACUCUAUCAGCUUCAUCCUGACCAACUUUGUCGAGAUGAACAAGCUGUGGGUGCGCUUGCAACACCAGGGUCAUUCGCGCGAGCGCGAGCAGCGCACACAAGAGCGCAAAGAGCUGCAGCUUCUUGUCGGCACCAACAUUGAGCGGCUCAGCCAGCUGGUCGACCUGGAGACAUACAAGAACACCAUUUUGGCCCCAUUGCUGGAGCAGGUGGUGCAGUGCCGAGACGUCUUGGCCCAGGAGUACCUCCUGGAGGUCAUCACCCAGGUUUUCCCCGACGAGUUCCACCUGCAUACACUCGACCAGUUUCUGGCUGCCGUCUCCAAGCUUAACCCUCACGUCAAUGUCAAGGCUAUCGUGGUCGGCCUGAUGAACCGCCUCUCCGACUAUGCUGAGCGGGAAGCCCAGAGCCGUCCGAACGACAACCGCGAGAAGAUGGAAGAGGACGCUCUUGCGGCCCUGCUGGAGAAAACCACGCUUAGCGAUACCUCCGUCGUGGAGGCUGCCCCUGCCGAACCCACUCGCUCAGAAGCGUCGAACUCUGCUCUCUUCGGCACAGAGGAUAGUGCUGGUGCUGAGGACACAGACAAAGUCGUGAAGCCCGAAGGCGACGAUAGUUUGUCAACUGCAGAGACGUUCGAAACCACCCCUUCUACCGCCGAGACAGACGUUACUGCUGUUAACGGGAGCGAGGCCGACGAAGUGGCAGAUGAACAUACCGAGCCAGAGAGGACCAGUGGCGGAAACGGAGACGCUGCUGAAGCUAUUGCCACCAAUGUUCAUCUGUACGAAGUGUUCUUCGGGCAGGUGAAGUCGCUCGUCUAUGCCCAACACCUGCCGAUCCACGAUUCUAUCGCAUUGCUGGUUUCAUUGACAAACCUGGCUCUCAACAUCUAUCCUGAUCGCUUGGACUACGUCGACCAGAUCUUGUCCUUUGCCACGACUAAGGUCAACGAGAGCACUAAUAGCCCAGACUUGCACUUACCAGCUGCACAGCAGAGCCUGCUGGCCCUUCUUCUGGCGCCGAUCAAGCACUACGUAUCCAUUUUCACUGCCCUGGCGUUGCCGACAUACGUGCCUUUACUCCAGGCACAGACGUAUCCGACAAGAAGAGCUGUGGCAGGAGAGGUGGCGCGCAGCCUGCUGAAGAACCAGACGAAGAUCACGACACCCGAGCAGCUAGACAAUGUUCUUGAGGUGCUAAAGGUCUUGAUAACGGAGGGCUCACAGCAGCCGGCCGGCUAUCCAGGGGUGGCACAGCAGCAGAGGCCACGCACCUUCGAGACGGACGAGACGCUCGAAGAGCAAGGCUGGCUGGCCCGUCUGGUGCAUCUCAUAAACGCCGAGAAGAACGACACACAGUUCGUCUUGCUGCAGGCUUUGCGCAAAGCGUACGCCGACGGCAACGAGCGCAUCCGUAUCACGACACCACCGCUGAUCACGGCCGGCCUGAAGCUGGCCCGGCGGUUCAAGGCGCGCGAGCACUACGAAGACAACUGGUCAACGCAGUCGUCGGCGCUGUACAAGUUCCUGCACUCGACCGUGUCCGCCCUGUAUGCGCGUUUGAACAGCGGUGGCGGAGCCGAGCUGGCGUUGAGGCUAUUCUGCAUGUGUGGGCAGACCGCCGAUAUUACCGGCUUCGAGGAGGUGGCGUACGAAUACUUCGCACAGGCAUUCACCGUGUACGAGGAGGCCGUGUCAGACUCCAAGGCACAGUUCCAGGCGGUGACUAUGAUCGCCAGCACCCUGCACCAGACGCGCAACUUCAGUCGCGAAAACUACGACACCCUUAUCACAAAGUGUGCACAGCACGCCAGUAAGCUGCUGCGCAAGCCCGACCAGUGUCGUGCGGUAUACCUGGCCAGCCAUUUGUGGUGGGCGACCCCGAUCGCGGCUAACGGCGAGACGGACGAGACCGAUCUUUACCGAGACGGGAAGCGCGUGCUCGAGUGCUUGCAGCGAGCACUGCGGGUGGCCGACUCGUGCAUGGAGACGGCGACGUCGAUCGAGCUGUUCGUGGAGAUUCUGGACCGCUACGUGUACUAUUUUGACCAACAGAAUGAAUCGGUCACGACCAAAUACCUCAACGGUCUGAUUGAACUGAUCCACUCCAACUUGUCGAGCAACCAGCAGGAGUCGCCGUCUGUUGAAGCCAGCAGAAAGCAUUUCAUGCACACACUGGAGCUGAUUCGCAGUAAGGAGUACGAGGGCAUUGUGCUUACGCCUAAAUGA